Molecule: messenger RNA, 1579 nt
Organism: Lontra canadensis (Northern American river otter)
Lineage: Eukaryota; Metazoa; Chordata; Mammalia; Carnivora; Mustelidae
Gene: BEST2
Product: bestrophin 2
Exons: 9
Coding region: 1-1527 (508 amino acids)
Molecular function (GO): chloride channel activity
Source: RefSeq, a predicted model, not a curated record
AUGACCGUCACAUACACAGCCCGUGUGGCCAAUGCGCGCUUUGGAGGAUUCUCGCAGCUGCUGCUGCUGUGGCGCGGGAGCAUCUACAAACUUCUGUGGCGCGAGCUCGUUUGCUUCCUCGGACUAUACAUGGCGCUGAGUGCCGCCUAUCGUUUCGUGCUGACAGAAGAGCAGAAGCGUUACUUCGAGAAGCUCGUCAUCUACUGUGACCAGUAUGCCAGUCUCAUCCCUGUCUCUUUCGUGCUGGGUUUCUACGUGACGCUGGUGGUGCACCGCUGGUGGAACCAGUACCUAUGCAUGCCGCUGCCCGACGCGCUCAUGUGCGUGGUGGCAGGCACAGUGCACGGACGCGACGAGCGGGGCCGCCUCUACAGGCGCACGCUCAUGCGCUACGCCGGGCUCUCGGCUGUGCUAAUCCUGCGCUCAGUCAGCACCGCGGUGUUCAAGCGCUUCCCCACCGUCGACCACGUAGUGGAGGCGGGAUUUAUGACCCGGGAGGAGCGGAAGAAGUUCGAGAACCUGAACUCGUCCUACAACAAGUAUUGGGUGCCCUGCGUCUGGUUCUCCAACCUGGCUGCUCAGGCCCGGCGCGAGGGCCGCAUCCGCGACAACAGCGCCCUUAAACUGCUGCUCGAGGAGCUGACUGUGUUUCGGGGCAAGUGUGGAAUGCUCUUUCACUACGACUGGAUCAGCGUACCCCUUGUCUAUACCCAGGUGGUGACCAUAGCUGUGUACAGCUACUUCCUGGCCUGCCUCAUCGGUCGCCAGUUCCUGGACCCAGCUCAGGGCUAUGAAGGCCACAACCUGGACCUGUGCGUGCCCAUCUUCACCCUGCUGCAGUUCUUUUUCUAUGCGGGCUGGCUCAAGGUAGCCGAGCAGCUCAUCAAUCCCUUUGGAGAAGACGACGAUGACUUUGAGACCAACUUUCUGAUCGACCGCAACUUCCAGGUGUCAAUGCUGGCCGUGGACGAGAUGUAUGAUGACCUGGCCAUGCUGGAGAAGGAUUUGUACUGGGACGCGACUGAGGCUCGCGCCCCCUACACCGCAGCCACGGCGUUCCUGCUGCAGCAGCCCUCCUUCCAGGGCUCCACCUUCGAUAUCACGUUGGCUAAAGAGGACAUGCAGUUCCAGCGGCUGGACGGUGCGGACGGACCGCUGGGCGAGGCGCACGGCGACUUUUUGCAGCGCCUCCUGCCGGUAGGCGCAGGCAUGGCCGCGGCAGGCCUGCUCGGCCGGCGCCUGUCCCUAAUGCGCCGCAAGAACAGCUGCGUGUCUGAGACGUCCACAGCCGCCAGCUGCGCGUGCGCAGGUGCCCCUGACGGCGCGGCCCCGGAGUGCGGUUGCUGGGACCCGCUGCUCGACGCCGGCCUGCGGGAGCCAGAGCCAGAGCUCCCCGUCGGCCCCGAGAUGCCCGUCCCGGGGCCCACGCCCGAGCCCUUCACAACCGUGCCUAUGCCCGCACCGCGGGGACCGGCUCCUCCCUGGCUGCCCAGCCCCAUUGGCGAGGAGGAGGAGAGUCUCGCCUGAGGCCCUCAGGCCUAGGAUCCCCAAGGACAGGGACACAAACCCCGACAGGGCA